Suillus paluster is the source of this 604-nucleotide messenger RNA. RefSeq lists its product as uncharacterized. The transcript is spliced from 2 exons. Lineage: Eukaryota; Fungi; Basidiomycota; Agaricomycetes; Boletales; Suillaceae. The coding region runs from base 1 to 450 and encodes 149 amino acids. The record is from RefSeq and is a predicted model, not a curated record.
AUGUCUGCUGGGGACAUCAAUAUCUUAUUGGAUCUUUGGGCCACAACCCUUCUUAAACACAAUGACAAGCCUCCAUUUGCGGACUGCCAUGAUUUGUAUAAAACUAUUGACACUACGCCAGUGGGUGAUGUCAAAUGGCAAUUGCUCAAGGUCCAGUACACUGGGGAGAAGCCAGAAACCUCUCAGUUCUGGCAACUCAAAAACCUUCUCAACCUCCUCCAGAACCCCACCAUCACCCCUUCACCUACUACACCCUGGCUGAUUGUUAGGUACCGUGCCGACUCAGGAAGCAGAGGGGUCGGGGCUUGGCUUCAGCUCUUGCGCUGCACCCUUAGCCGAGAUGAAUGGUCCACUUUGGUCUGCUUUGAGGGUCAGGGAGUAAGAGCUACUAGUGGUGGGCUGACUAGGAGUGGAGCGGAGAAGGCAGGGAGUGAUGCGGAGAGUGGAUAGGAGCAGGGGAAUGUUGGUAGGGGCGGGAAAGGCGGAGGAUAAUGCGGAGGGGCGAAGGAGGAUAUUUGAUAGGGGCAGAGUAAUAAUGGAAGGACUUAGAGCAUGGCUCUAAGUCAGAGUGGAGGGUCGGAGGGUCGGAGGUGACAACAAGUUG